Monascus purpureus is the source of this 3247-nucleotide messenger RNA. NCBI's taxonomy places the organism in Eukaryota, Fungi, Ascomycota, Eurotiomycetes, Eurotiales, Aspergillaceae. The record is from the annotation of a GenBank genome assembly.
CCGGCCGGUCACUGCAGACUAUUGGCAUGCAGUACCACCCUGCUGCAUAUUGAUUCCACAAAGGUCGGAAUGACCUCCAUCUCUCUCUAAUGUUCAUUUUCAUCUCAAGCACUCAAGGUCCAUCUCCAUGGCCCGAGGGGGUGCGCACCGGCCGGCAGACGGCGUGCGCCAUGCUUAGUACCGCUGGAGCAACAGUAGUUGCUGCAUGAAUUGCAUUGGAAUACUGCUGUCGAAUCUGAAUGCAUUGCCAAUAUUCGCUGCAUUGCAAUCCUGACUUUUGGGGAGAAUGGAUUAUCUUGCUUAGGGAGAGUGGAGAGUCCAGAGCAUCCGAAUGCGGCAGAGGGAGAAAAAAAAAAAAAAAAUGGGGUGACACAUUAAGCGGUUAUCCUUCAUCCACCUUGACUCAAGAACUUCAUUUCGUUCAUUAGUUAUUCCUGUUAUGCGUGCUGGACACCGGUUGUCUGAUCAUUAAGAGCUCUAUCCGGUCCCUCCAUCCAUUGACUCAUACUCGGAUCGAAGGCUUUAAUUCCCCUCUCUUCCUUCCCGUCCCUCAUCCUGCCCCUCACUCUGUCAUCAUCGUCACAAUGGCGACGCCGUUCCUCGUCUCGCUACAGCUCCCCGCGAGCUCCUCCGGUCUUACGCUCAAGCAGAUUUCAUAUUUCGGUCGUGUCCUCAUCAAGGUCUCCAGCCUGUCGCAAGCGGAGCAGUUCCUCCGCCAGAACUUCCGCCUACUAGACAUCUACGUCGAUGCGACGGAUAUCACCUCCGCCGGGGACAUUGUCGAUAUUCUCAACGCCGGUGCUGCAAAGGUUUUCGUGUCUCUGGACCAAUUGACGACUCUGUCGAAGGAACAGGAUGUUCCCUCUUCUCGAUUAGUCGUAUACGCUUCAUCCGAUGCGCAGGUCGACGCUUUCCAGAAGUGGGUCGCGGAAGUCUCUGAUAGGAAGGAUGCUGGUCUCUGUACGGAAUUGGCCGAUGUGAAGGCUUUGGUCGAGAAAUUUGGAAAGGAUUUUGCGGGUCAAGGGCUCUACAAGACCACGGGUGGUGCGGUAUCGGAGGAUGCUUUGAAGAAAACUUUGGAACAGGGUGCUAUCAGCGUCGUUCCGUCGGAAGCAUUGACGUUUGAGCGCAAUGCGGACGGCAAGGUCGCUGCGGCAAAGCUGAUCUCAGCUCGUGCUGUGGCUGAUGAACAUACCGGUCUUUAUGCCACCUCGGUGACCGAUGAGAGGGGCACUUCUCUGGGUCUCGUAUGGAGCAGUGACGAGAGCAUCGCAGAGGCACUCAGGACUGGAACUGGUGUCUACCAGAGCAGAAAGCGCGGUCUGUGGUACAAAGGCCAAUCCAGCGGGGAUGUGCAGGAAUUGCUACGGAUCGGCUUCGAUUGUGACAGCGAUUGCCUGCUGUUCGUUGUAAACCAAAUUGGCAGAGGAUUCUGUCAUCUUGGAACUGCUAGCUGCUUCGGGCCUUACUCGGGACUUUCACGUCUUCAGAAGACACUGGUUGCUCGCAAAGCAGAUGCGCCCCCCGGAUCCUACACAGCGAGACUCUUCAAUGACUCCAAGCUAGUACAGGCUAAGAUCAUGGAGGAAGCCGAGGAACUCUGCCGUGCGACUACCAAGGAGGAUAUCGCUUUCGAAGCCGCAGAUCUCUUGUACUUUGCCCUCACCAAGUGCGUGGCGGCUGGUGUUAGCUUGGAGGAUGUUGAGAGGAACCUCGACUUGAAGAGCCUAAAAGUGAAGAGGAGAAAGGGUGAUGCUAAGGGGCCAUGGGCUGAAAAGGUUGGCCUUGCAGGCCCCGCACAAUCCAAGCCCUCGCCAGCUCCCGAGAAGCCGGCGGUGCCUGUGUCGACUGAAACCCGCAUGGAGAUGAAGCGUAUCGUCACUGCUUCCACCCCCGCAGAUGCUGUGAAAAGUGCCCUGAAGCGGCCAUCUCAGAAAUCAAAUGAGGCUAUUGUAAACCUCGUCAAGCCAAUCAUUCAGGACGUUCACGAUAACGGAGAUGCUGCAUUGCUCAAGUAUACUCACAAGUUCGAAAAAGCAACUUCGCUGAAGACUACUGUUCUCCGUGCGCCAUUCCCCGAGGAACUGAUGCGGAUCUCCCCAGAGACGAAACGGGCAAUCGACAUCAGUAUUGACAACAUCGACCGUUUCCACUCAUCUCAGAAGGUUGACGAGACUCUCCGCGUGGAGACAAUGCCUGGAGUCGUCUGUUCUCGUUUCUCACGACCCAUCGAGAGGGUUGGUCUCUACAUCCCUGGCGGAACUGCCGUGCUUCCGUCUACUGCUAUGAUGUUGGGUGUGCCGGCCAUGGCCGCUGGGUGUGAGAAGAUCGUCUUUGCGUCUCCUCCCCGCGCUGAUGGUAGCGUAACGCCUGAGAUUGUCUACGUUGCUCACAAAGUAGGAGCAGAAAGCAUCGUUCUCGCCGGUGGAGCGCAAGCUGUUGCGGCUAUGGCAUACGGCACGGAAAGCGUCACCAAGGUCGACAAGAUCCUCGGACCCGGCAAUCAAUUCGUGACCGCUGCAAAGAUGCUAGUAUCUAACGACACCUCCGCCGGAGUUAGCAUUGACAUGCCUGCCGGGCCAAGUGAGGUGCUCGUUAUCGCAGACAAGGGUGCCCACCCAGCGUUCGUUGCCGCCGAUCUUCUGAGCCAGGCCGAGCACGGAGUCGACUCGCAGGUCGUCCUCAUUGCUGUCGAUUUGAAUGAGAGCGAGCUUCAGGCCAUUGAGGAUGAGGUAGACAAGCAAGCGCGAGCUCUUCCGCGCUCGGAUAUCGUGAGGGGAUCUCUGGCGCACUCAGUCACCUUGGUUGUCAAGGAUAUCGUGGAAGCAAUGGAGCUGAGCAACGAAUAUGCCCCUGAGCACUUGAUUCUGCAAGUUCAGAACGCGGAGUCCGUCGUUGACCUCGUGAAGAAUGCCGGUAGUGUGUUUAUUGGCCCAUGGACUCCUGAGAGCGUGGGUGAUUACUCCGCCGGUGUCAAUCAUUCUUUACCGACUUACGGCUACGCCAAGCAGUACUCUGGCGUCAACUUGGGUUCGUUCGUCAAGCACAUCACGAGCUCCAACCUUACCGCGGAAGGAUUGGUUGGCCUCUCCAGUACAGUUGAACAGCUCGCUGCGGUUGAAGGCUUGGAUGCUCACAAGCGAGCAGUCACUAUACGGGUUGCGGAGUAUAAAAAGAGUCAGGCAUGAAAAGUGUUUAUAGAUCUAGUUAUGGGUGAGCUGGUUUAUAGAUAUGAUAUGGAUGGUCA